AUGGCAGGUGUUCUUGACGGCAGGGUGGUGAUCAUUGACUUCACUGCUUCCUGGUGCGGUCCUUGUCGUGUCAUAGCCCCAGUCUUUGCUGAGUACGCCAAGAAGUUCCCUGGCGCCAUCUUCCUGAAGGUGGACGUUGACGAGCUGAAGGAUGUCGCUGAAGCAUACAACGUUGAGGCAAUGCCAACCUUCCUGUUUAUCAAGGACGGUGCGAAGGUGGACACUGUUGUUGGUGGCAGGAAGGAUGAUAUCCAUACCAAGAUAGUGGCCCUCAUGGGUUCUGCAUCUGCCUAAUAAGUGAAGAGUGAUACCCCGGUUACAUCAAUAAGAGCCAGCACCUGGUGUAAGUAGUUAUCGCUGCGGUAUGCUUUGGCUUAGUCGUGACAGAACUUUGUGUUGAUUCAGUUUAGAGUUCAGAACUUCAGACAUAUGCACUAGUUGUUCUGAAUUACAGUACCUAAUGUUUGCUACAGUUGCUUUGUUGUGAAGUUUGUUUAACUAUCCUGCCUGAAUGUUGAUGGAAAGCCAAUAUGCCGCUGGCCUUAUUUA
Molecule: messenger RNA, 549 nt
Organism: Triticum aestivum (bread wheat)
Lineage: Eukaryota; Viridiplantae; Streptophyta; Magnoliopsida; Poales; Poaceae
Product: thioredoxin H-type
Exons: 3
Coding region: 1-294 (97 amino acids)
Molecular function (GO): protein-disulfide reductase activity
Source: RefSeq, a predicted model, not a curated record